Molecule: messenger RNA, 1473 nt
Organism: Candidula unifasciata
Lineage: Eukaryota; Metazoa; Mollusca; Gastropoda; Stylommatophora; Geomitridae
Source: the annotation of a GenBank genome assembly
AUGUUCUUGUGGGUGUGUGUUAUGAUAGCGGGGCUCAGCAUCAGCGGCAUAGGAUUUGCAUCCGGGGAUGUAUGCCUGUAUCAGGAAUGCGACUGUCAAGGUUCAUACAUCGAGUGCCAAAGCCGAAAUCUGACCUCCGUCCCUAAAUUGGUCAGUAACAAUACAAACAAUACGGUCUUCACUAUCCUUGUGUUGGAUGCAAACCGACUCACUAAAAUUGUUUCUGGAAGCCUGCCUCCAAACUUGAGAGAGAUAUCCCUUACACUGAAUCCAAUCGCUUCAAUAGACGACGACGCCUUUAACCAGUCUGCAACAACAUUAGAAACCCUUCGAUUUGACGGGGCUCAUUUCACCAGAAUCCCGGAUGCAUUUCUACAUUUGCAUAAUCUGAAGAAUCUGUACAUAUACAACACACCAAUUCGGGAUUGGAACCCAAAUGCUAUGAGGAACAUUGGAAACACUAUUGAGACACUUUUUCUGGGUUCUGUUGGGUUGACUUCAUGGCCAGACUGGUUCCACGACUUUGCACACUUUUAUAAUGUGUAUUUGGCUGACAGCUCUUUUACUUCAGUCCCUGAUAAUGCUUUUGCCAUGUCAGAGAACACCUUAGUUACUCUGUCGAUAAUUAACGGCAGGCUUAUGGCUGUACCCAAGUCACUAGCCAAUCAUACAGCCCUGAAGUCAAUACACUUACAAGACAAUCAGAUUACCGACCUAACAUGGCUGCCCCACUUAAGUAAUGUGUCGGACAUAGAUUUAAACUUCAAUAACAUCUCAGACGCUGGUAUGCUGAGCUAUGUACUUCGCCCAUAUGCUAACUCUCUAAAAAAUCUAGGUCUUGUUGGUAACCAAUUGACAGUGAUACCUGAUCUCUCAUAUCUGACACAAAUUGGAAGUCUUGAUUUCGGGCGCAAUAGAUUAUCUGAUCCAAAUUCUGGGGUCAUGCCUUCAAAUGUGUACGCCUUGUCUUUUGCUUUCAACUGGCUUCCCUCCAUUCCCCGUGUCUAUCGACAUCUGACGGGCGUCACGGAAUUAUUUAUGCCAUCCAACCUUGUGACCCAGAUCCAAGGGUCUGAUUUUCUUCCCUUAAUUAUGUUUGUUCUGCUUGAGAAUAACUUGAUUUCUGAGCUAACCGACGACAGCUUUCCUUUAAAUUCUAGUAUCAUCUCUGUAAAUUUGAAUAACAACCCGAUUGUAAAAAUCUCCGCCCAGGCGCUUUCGAGUAUUCCACGUCUUCGAGAAUUACGUCUUCAGCAGAGCAAACUUACACGCCUGCCUCUCUUCCUGGCAUCUCUCAAUCAUAUCUUCGUCUUUGAUAUCUCCAACAGCACUGACCUGGUCUGUACUUGUGAAGAGAAGAGUCUACAGAUGUGGAUUUUAUCACUUCCCCCUGAAGACGUCUUAGGCAACUGUGGCGAUACGAGCGUUUACAACUUCUUUACAACGCUGAGUCAGUCUUGUCCGACGCAGUGA